Toxoplasma gondii ME49 is the source of this 667-nucleotide messenger RNA. RefSeq lists its product as hypothetical. The transcript has 3 exons. Bases 8 to 667 code for a protein of 219 amino acids. NCBI's taxonomy places the organism in Eukaryota, Apicomplexa, Conoidasida, Eucoccidiorida, Sarcocystidae. The record is from RefSeq and is a predicted model, not a curated record.
UGAGAGGAUGCCUUUCCCUCGUGGAACAGGCAGCCAAACAUCAUCUUGGACGAGAGCGACACACUUUCCUGCAUCUGCGUUCACGCAACGGUAUGAAUAUGGCCCUGUAGCUGCACUGCUCCAACAAGAUGCAUUUCGGCACCCUCAUGUCUCUGGAAGUCUGCGUACCUAUUUAAAGGUCUCUGCAUGCAGUCGCCUCCCGGGAAAGGCCAGCAGGAGAACGCUCGACAGUCGACUUCUCUGUCGAGAAAUGGUGAUCUGUCUCGCAACGAACAAGAAGCAGGCACUCCAUCUCGAUCUUUUCCUUUCCAUCUCUUUCUUCUCCUUAGAGUCUCCCUCCUUUCUCCUCUGCAGUCUCUCUGUCCGUCGCGCUUGUCGCCGGGGAUUUAUCUGCACAGCAAAAGCAAAACCCGCUCCCUUUCCAGAGAGCACCUCUCUUCAAUGCGAAACUUCGUUCUGCCCAUGUCUGCGCGCAAAUCUGCAUCCGUGCGGUGUAUGUACACUGGAGAUGCAACGCAAUGUCCAUGUAGGGAAACCGCUCUUAUCCGGAAAGACGAUGGCGUCUGUUUCUGCUUCUCUUGUCCUGUGUACGAAUGCAAACUUGUUUACGCGUGAAGCUGUCUAUGCAGGCCGCUACGUUUUUCUACGUCUUCUCAUGUGCAGGUGA